AAGAGACUUGUACCAAGGUACCAAGGGUCGACGGACGACAAUUGGACGGACAGCUGGACGGACAGACGGACAGACUUGGAAGUCGCGACUCUCUGCUGCCCAGCCGGCACAGAGCUCCCGCAGCUUGCCUGAUGACCUUCCCGAGCUGCCCUGGAGCUACCUGGGUACUGUGUAGAGCUGGUGUCGUCCUUCCUUCCCAGCCACCCGAGCCAGCAACUCUUGACCUCACCUCGCAACCUUUUUUCUCCCUCCCCCACCACCCUGUUUUCUGCCCGAGGUUUUAUCCGUCGACCCGACACGACUCGAUACGACUCAACUCGGCUCGACUUGGGUUUAUUCUGCCCGUUAGACGACUCGACCUCAAUGUGCUGCUGCUGCUGCUGCCCGUAGCUCGUUGCACCUCCACCUUCGCUCGCUUGUCGCCUGCCUGGCUGUCUUGACUCGUCUUUUGCCUCGUCUCGUCUUGUCUAGACUGUCUAUUACAUACAUACACUCAUACAUACAACACACGACACAUACUCGACACACACAUGAGAUCGACUUUGGCAUCGACGGCACCGCCAGCGACCUGAUGCCCCCCGUCCGCGCCCCGUACGUCCUGCACAAGUCCUCCUCCGUCUCCUCCGGCAGCAGCACCGCCAGCUCCCCCGCCCGCGACCGCGACAACGGCCCCGUCGCCUACCCAAACUACUACGACUACACCGACCCCGAGCCCCACCUCCUCCUCGACCACUCCUCCACCUCUCCCAAGCGCGACCGCGACCGCGACCGCGACAUGGCCAACAUGGCCAUGCAGGUGCCCAUCCAGCAGCAGCAGGGCCAGGGCAGGCUGGUCGACAACCAACGCAACAGCAGCGCCAACAACGGCCCCGUCACCACCCAGCAGAUGGCCCACGCCGCCCGCAACAACCCCGCCGCCCCCCGCGGCUCCAGGCCCCCCAGCUACAGCGGCGACGCCAACCCCCCGCUGAACAAGGUCGACAUCGACGCUGCGCGCUACAGGCAGACCCAGCAGCGCCGCUCACAACAGCAGCAGCAGCAGCAGGUGACCAAGGACGGGCGGCCGCCCACCAACGGCAGCAACAGGGCGCCCUCUUCUGGCGGCGGCGGUGGCAUGAUGGGCGGGCGACCCAUCAGCCCCGAAUCCCCACUGCUCUCCCCGGCCGCACACAUCCAGCGCCUCCCCACCCCGAGCAUCACUUCCAGCGUCCUGCAGCCCCUCGACGCAAAGGUCACCGAGUACGGCGCCCUCAUGGCCGAGGCCCAGGCCGACAUGGCCGCCCUGGACGAGGAGAUGCGACAGCUGCAGGACAGGCAGCGCGAGGCAGAGGCCCGCUUCCUCGACGCAAAGUCAAAGCACGACGACUACCGCCGCCAGUACCACGACGUCGAGAGGGCACUCCGCGGCGACUUCUCCACCAACGGCAACGGCGUGCCGCCCAUGCCGAGCCUGAGCCGCCACGACAUGAUGGACGGUGGGCCGCGGGGGGGCAUGCACCAGGGCGGAGGACCAGGGGGCCCCAUGGGGGGCCAGCCGCCGGCCAUGAGGAGCCAGCGCACCGUGAGUGCCCAUAGCGAACAGCCCAGCAUGAUGAGCCAGGAAUCGGUGCGCACCCAGAAGAGGGGGCGCUUCAGUCGCAUAUUCGGGGUGUAGGACCACCACCAUCAUGCAGACUGGGGCCCGUGGGGGUGGGGGUGGUGGUGGUGGUGCUACUACUACUGCUGCUGCUGCUGCCCUUGUGCGUCGUGGGUGCCAGAUGAUGACCGUGUCGACGACGACGAACCCUUACGACGGUGGGGAGGAUGACCGGCCUGUGGUGGUGUGGUCCUUUUGAUGAUUUGAUUGAUUGACUGAUUGAUGCCUGCAUUGGUGCUUUUGAAUUCUUGAUGACGAAACGCAUAAAACGAAACCACUCAGAUCUUGUCGGGGCGCUGGGGCUAAUGAUGAUGACUGUCGAACAGGUCUCCUGGGCAUAAUGGAAUCUCCGGGGGGGCCUCGUGUAUGGUGGUGGCUAGUCCAUGGGUAAUGAGAUGAACAGAUGAAGCUGGACGGACAUGUGAGGGAAGGGACACCCGCCACCAACACCCACACACGAUCAUGCGAUUUCAUCCACAGAGGCGGCGUUUUCAUGGUUCGGCUGAAGAUAUAAGGAUGGGACCCUUCUUUGUCUAUUUCUCUCUGGACAUAACACAUCAUCAUUCAUCACACGGUCACCAAACAGACACUCUUCUACGAAUUGUCAAUAAUACGCCGGUUCCAUUCCUCAUCUUUGGUCCGAAUAAAGCUGAAGAGCAGGGAGGCCCCGAGCUGGGGGAGGCAGGAGGCAACAGGUAUCAACCUUCGACCUGCUUUUCGCCUCGAGGUAAUUACAUGGAUAUAUGACAAUUAAGGCGUCGCCAGGAAAAAGAAAAAAGGAAAAGAGAUCUAGUGUGACUGACUUGGCUGGCCCUCUUUCUGGAUGGGAUGUUUUCUGUUCAGAAGGCACCGAAUUUCGACUCUUAACGCCUCGCUCCCUUGAUAUCUGCUGACCGAGUAAAAGGAAAUGCAGGACACGAUGACCAUCAACGGCCUUUCUUCUGCCUGUCCGCCCGGCAUGCCCUAUCCGACCGGGACAGCUCUCCUUCUUCAACCCCGUUGACCCACCCACGGGCUGCGUGCAUGCGCAGGUGUGCUCACAGCAUGCCCCCGUAUCCGCCCGUCGCCGUUACGGGAUGCAUGUACCUUGGCGCCUCGGCCACAGAGGGCUUCCGCCUGUGCUGUGGUGACUGCUGGCGCGCGUGGUUCUGCGGAUAUCCGUACUGCUGCUGUUGGUACUGCUGUUGGUACUGCUGGGGGUACUGCUGUGAGUACUGCUGCGGUGCAUAUGGCCGCUGGUUCUGCUGCUGCUGCUGGUAGUGCUGCUGCUUCUGCUGCCUCUGCUGCUGCUGUUGGUUCAGCGGCACGAUCAGCUCCAUGCCCUCGACGACGUUGCGGGCCUGCGCCCCGUACGUGUCGAUGAAGGCGCCCGUGCUGUACUUUGAGCUCGACCGGUGGUGGUUGUUGUUAUUGUUGUUGUUGGUGUAGUAGCUGUCAAAGUUGCUGUUGUAUGUGUUGAUGUUGUUGGACAUGUUGGACCCCCUCUGGCUGGACUCCUCCUCCAGCGGGGUGAGCCUCUUGCCGUUGGUGCUGGGCUUGAGCGUGUCACCAAGCCCGCCGUUGGUGGUGUUAUUGUUGAUACUGUUGUUGCUGUUGUUGUCCCCAGGCGAAUACGGCCCGUGGCUGUUGGGGCUGUACACGGGCGACUGCUGUAUCAGGUUGUCGGUGGACGCCUCGUGCGCCAGGCCCCUGCUGCUGCCGCCCGGGUUCGUGGCGUUGUCCCCGCCGCCCUUGAGGAUGGACGAGCUGUCGGUCCAGAAGGACUGGUUGGACGUCGGGCGGGGCGGCCUCGGGGGAGCCGUCGUGGCCACGGUGGCGAUGCUGCCGGCGCCGGCCGUCUGCUGCCUGAAGAUGGGCGGCGGCGCCCCGACGGUCAUGGGGCUCGCCCUGCUGUCGUCGGUGCGCACGAUGCGGAUCCUGUCGCGGCCGUCGCGCGAGAAGAGCUUCUGGUGGCCCCUGCUGCUGCCGGACCGCGACGGCCGCAGCAGCCGCAGCGUCGGGAUCGAGGCUAUCAUGAUGGUGAUGUUGGGCUCCAUCGAGGACCAGAGGAGCACGUCGAGGUUGGCCUGCUGGAAGUUGGCGUCGGUGAGCUGGAAGAUCUGGGCUGCUGCCACGGAGGAUGUUGCGCUUGCCCUGUGAGUGUAUGGUUCUGCUGUCAGUCGUCUGCUAUGAUCUUUUUAUAUCAUGUAUAUAUGCAUGCCCUUCCAUGGCCCCCGGGGCCCUUUCUUUGUCUUCAAUCCGAUCCGCUCCAUGGGCAGCAAA
Molecule: messenger RNA, 3898 nt
Organism: Diaporthe batatas
Lineage: Eukaryota; Fungi; Ascomycota; Sordariomycetes; Diaporthales; Diaporthaceae
Exons: 2
Coding region: 572-1654 (360 amino acids)
Source: RefSeq, a predicted model, not a curated record